This is a messenger RNA of Cebus imitator (Panamanian white-faced capuchin), 3383 nucleotides long. RefSeq names its product RNA polymerase-associated protein LEO1-like. Lineage: Eukaryota; Metazoa; Chordata; Mammalia; Primates; Cebidae. The transcript has 8 exons. Gene Ontology annotation, cellular component: Cdc73/Paf1 complex; nucleus. Gene Ontology annotation, biological process: transcription elongation by RNA polymerase II; positive regulation of transcription elongation by RNA polymerase II. The record is from RefSeq and is a predicted model, not a curated record. Gene Ontology annotation, molecular function: RNA polymerase II C-terminal domain phosphoserine binding. Bases 798 to 1742 code for a protein of 314 amino acids.
GGUGGAGGUUGCAGUGAGCCGAGAUUGCACCACUGCACUCCAACCUGGGUGACAGAGUGAGACUCUGUCUAAAUAAAUAAAUAAAUAACAUUCUGAAACUCAGCAGCUUACAACAACAAGUAUUUACUAUAUCAUGCUGAUUCUAAGGGUUAGGAAUUUUGGAAUGGCUUUGCUGGGUGUUUCUAACUCAGAGUCUCCUGCAGGCUGCAGUCAAGAUGUUGAAAUGGCACUACAUUAUCUAAAGGCUUGCCUAGGGCUGAAGGAUCUGUUUCCAAGAUGGCUCACAUGGCUCUUGGCAGGGGCCUUAGUUUUUCACUAUGUGGGUCUCUCCACAGGCAGUCUGAAUGUCCUCACAGUGUGGCAGCUGGCUUUCCCCAGAGCGAGUGACCUAAGAAAGAGCAAGACAGAAAAGCCACAGUAUCUUUCAUAGCCUCAUCUUGAAUAGAGGUUGUAUUCUAUUGAUCACAUAGAUCAGUCAUGACACAGUGUUGGAGAAGACUACACAAGGGCAUGGAAACCAGAGGCAGGAAUUACUGAUGGGCAGGAAUCUUGAAAGAAGCUGGCUGCCACAGUGAUUGCCUUUUAUGCAUCGAUUCUACCUCCUCCUUUCUCCAAGUCACUGUAGUUAAGCUUCUGAGAACCAGGCUUAAGGAGCCAGUUUGAGAUUGGUUUAAUGGAGAUUUGGUUUAUGAAUCUUAGGAUGAUGUUGAAGUAGACCAAGAACUGUGUAAAUAACUUUAGUUGGAAAAAUUAAUACUGUACAUUUCCACUCCAACCCCGAAGAUCCUAGUGGGACCAUGGAUCUGUUUGGAGAUAUAGAAGACAUUUCUUCUGAGAGUGAUGAGGGCAAUCAAUCACCUAUUCCAGGACAGCCGGUUGAUGAACAUGGAGUGCUUCAGGACCAACAGGAGGAAGAGCCAAUUUCUGAAACCAUAAUAGAAACGGAAAUUCCCAGUAUCAACUCUGAUUUAGGAAAUGAAUUGUAUUUUGUUAAACUACCCAAGUUUCUCAGUAUAGAACCCAAACCUUUUGAUCCUCAGUUUUAUGAAGAUGAAUUUGAAGAUGAGAAAGUGCUUGACGAGGAAGAUAGAAUCAGGUUAAAAUUAAAGGUAGAAAAUACUGUAAGAUGGAGGAUACGACGGGAUGAAGCAGGAAAUAAAAUUAAAGAAAGCAAUGCUCGGAUGGUCAAGUGGUCAGAUGGAAGCAUGUCCCUGCAUUUAGGCAAUGAAGUGUUUGAUGUUUACAAAGCCCCACUGCUGGGCAAUUACAACCACCUGUUUAUAAGAGAAGACACUGGUCUGCAGGGACAAGCCGUCUUUAAAUCCAAACUUACCUUUAGACCUCACUCUACAGACAGUGCUACAUAUAGAAAGAUGACCCUGCCACUUGCUAAAAGAAGUUCUAAGACACAGAAAAUUAGAAUCUUACCUAUGGUGGGUUGUGAUCCUGAAGGCCAACACACAGAAGUGAUGAAGGAAGAACGCUUGAGGGCUUCCACUCACCAGGAGUCUCAGGAAAUCCAUCUGCAGGAGAAGCAGAACCAGCAGGGGCCAAGUGUCUCCUACCAGGACCCUGGCAGUGAUGAUGUGGAGGAGGAAGGCAAGGACACCUUCAGCCUGGCUGCCAUUAAAAACUAUUACCAAGGUGAACUCCAAGAAAUGCAGGCAAAGUGCCUACCAAAACAGGAUUCACAGAAAAGCACAACUGCUGAAGCCUUGAAAAGGCUGGUACCCCUGCCAUGACAUUUAUGGACAUUUUCUGUAUAGCUCCUGGAAGGACAGCUGCUAGAAUCACCUGCCUCCUGGAGGGAGGUUACAUAACAGAGCUGGUUGGGUCUAUAAAUUCAUUCGUGGGAUUCUGGGAUUUGUUAAGGUAGUUUCCAAGGAAAGGAAAAAUGGAGCACACUUCUGGCUUACUUUAUGGUUAUUUAGAUACCAGUGUAUUGUAACUGUCAGAAAGUCCAUAUUUUACUACUUAUUUAUUCACUUAAUCCAGUUUUCUUAAGUACCUAUUGUGUAUCAGGCAUGGUUUUAACAGUGUUGGGAUUCAAUAGUUGGACAUGGCUCCUGCCAACAACAUGGUCCCUGCCCUCAAAAAGCAUAUAGUCUUUGUAAGUAAGACUAUUACAUAUAACUAAUUUUUUGAGUAAAAGGCAAUUUAAAAAAUGUGACAAAUGCUGUCAUAAGUAGAGGACAUAUGGGCACACCUGCUUAAGAUAUAUAACAAUGAUGAACUCAGAAACUCAAAUAUCCACUCAACACUGGAGAAACAGGCCAGGGUUUCUGAGUGGGAAAUGCCUACAACCCAAAUCCCAUCACAGACUAAAUCAGAACCUCUAAGGAAAUGCGCUCUGUCAGUUUUGUGUAGUGUGUUUUUUGGCAAGUUAGUUAACUUCUUUGAGUCUCCACUUAUCCUGUACUAUAGGAGAACAAUAGUAUCUAUACCUCGUGGUUGCACAGCGCACUAAUGACAACACAGUAAACAUUCAACAGAGUACUUAGCUUCAUUAUCCAUCAAAGUAGGGUUAUGUGAUGGUCCCGAGGCCCUGGUCAACCAUUUUUUGGGGGUGAAAAAAGCCAUUUUAAGCCAAGAACCUAUGUGUUUUUAAAGUUCUCCAAUUAUUUAUGAAGUCUAGCUAGCACUUCUUUAUGAAGUUCUCUUAAAACACCGCUCUAAGAAGCAAAAUUAAAGGCUGGAAGGAAAAAAAUAGAAGCUAACUAGUGAAGCAAUACUAAAACAAUUAGCAUGACUUUGCAAACUACAUCUGGAAUCAACAAUAUACCAAAACACACCAAUUUUCUCUUUUCAAAAGCUAGCAGCUAAAAUCUCCUCUGGAGAACCACUGUCAUUUUACAAAGGACAGAAAGGGUCUGAGCUAAUACUUUCCACAGUGAUCUGGAUUAAAGGAAUGAAGUGCUAUUUUUUUCCUGCUCCAGAAACUUUUACAGAAUGCAAACUCAAAUAUGGCUGAAGCUUAAGAGAAUGACAACACUUUGAAAUAUCACUCCUUUUGAGUUUUCUUUUACUUCUUGUCUAAAAGGCAUCUCUAAAAAUACUUCAAUGGCAAACAUCCUAAAUUUAAAAUAGUCAACUUUUGGUAACAUGUAGAAAUAAAAUUCUAAGCACCAUAUUUUUUAAUUCAGCUUUGGCUGGACAGUCUAUUUCAAAUGCAAGCCACAAGCCUCAAGCAAUUAAAUAGAAAACAUAGAAUGAGAGAUUACUGACCUAGAUGUAUGCAGUGAGAAGAUAGUUCCACAACAGUCCUGUUAGGAAGAGUAGCAAACACCUACAUACCAGAUUAUAAAACCUGGGUAAGAACUACAAUUAUUCUCUAUUUUAUAUAUUUCUUUUUCUUUUUUUUUUUUUUUUUGAGACGGAGUUUC